AUGUCGUCGUGGAGCUUCGCAAACGUCGGUCCUCAAGCCGACGCCUUGGACGAGACCCCCGAGACCUUCCAGGACUCUGUCAGAUUCAAGGAUAUCGGAGGAGAAUCAAAGGUCCGCCUCUCGCAGGCCUGGCCAGCAGACAAACAACCUCCUGCCUGGGCUUCCCUCUUGUCUAUUGCGUCCACCAAGAAACUCAUCGCCGCUGGAACCUCUGAGUCUGUUGUACUAGUGUCGUCUGAUACAGUGCGAAAAACAUACUGGGAAACCGAUGCUGCUAGUGCCGAGAAGAAACCCAAGGAUAUCACACCCCAGCUCUCCCUCUCGGUCCCACAAGUCUCGCAUGUCGCCUUCUCAGCAGAUGAGAGCUCACUGGUCAUCGCUGCACAAGAAGGAGGAGGUCUGGCCGUAUACGAUGUCCAAGCAUUGCUUCAGGGAAACAAUGAGUCGGCAUUUCAACUAGCCACCAACGGCAUCUCGAUCCGCGCGCUUGCACCAAACCCAAGUCCUGACAACGCGCAUCUUUUCGCUGUCGUUCUGACUGAUGGCAAAUUGAUGCUCGCCGACUUGAAGCAACGCUCGUUCAGUUCCGUUUUCCGCGAGGGUGUCAGGUGCGUCUCCUGGAGUGUCAAGGGCAAGCAGCUUGUCGCUGGUUUGGAAGAAGGAGGUGCUGAGCAAUUCGACCCUCAAGGCACUGUAAAGGCUCAAAUCCCCAAACCACCCCAGCUCGCCCAAGCAGCUCCUAUGUCGAGCAUCGUCUGGAUCGCGAACGAUGAUUUCUUGCUCAUUCAUACUCCCAUCUCUGAGGAUGAAGCACAAGAUUCAUCUUACCACCUGGUGCACAGAGACAAGGCAACAGGCGCUUUCACAUCGCAAGCUUUUGCCGGAGAUCCAUGCAUGCCUGCUCUUGAUUCGAAGCGUUUCCCCUCACACUUCCUUGUGUCCAGACUGAGAAAGUUCCCACCAACCUUGGACGAUAUGCUGAUUCUCUGCUCCUCUGCUGGAAGCGAAGUUGGUCUCAUCACCAACUCUUCACAACCACUGGCAAAUGGCGGACCUGCAAACACCUACACUGUUACCAGCAUGGAAACCGAUUCAGCUCGUGCUACAUUGCCUAUGAGCAUUCUGGAUGGCAUGUCUGAUACCUCCGCUGUCGGAAUGGAUCUGGAUCUUUCUUCAACGGACAAAGUCAUGCAGCCCAUCCCAGGAGACGAUCUCGAGUCAACGGGCCCUCUGCCAGCACUCAUGGUCCUGAACAAUGAGGGUCUCCUUUGUACUUGGUGGAUCGUCUACAAGGACGCUGUUCGUCAAGGACUCCCUUACCCUGGUCUUGCGUCCGUGGCAUCUACUCAAACACAAGCUGCUCCUCCUACUCCAGCCACACCCUCCACACCAGCUGCUACAGGUUUUGCAGCAUUCGGCAAACCUGCGUUUGGACAGGCAGCUACUCCUGCGUUCGGGAAAACAUCUACUCCCGCGUUUGGACAAGCAUCAACACCAGCCUUCGGGAAAACAUCAACCCCUGCUUUCGGUCAGCCAUCACAGCCCGUAUUUGGGCAAGCAGCUACACCAGCUUUUGGUAAGCCGUCUACACCAGCUUUUGGACAGCCCUCUCAACCAGUAUUUGGCUCCAGUGCACUUGGCAACAAAACUUCACCAUGGGGUCAGCCUGCUGGACAGUCCACAAUUGCGACUCCACCCAAGGGUCAGGUAUUUGGUUCGGCGCUGGGCGGUACCAGCGGCAACACGACUUUUGGAUCAUCUAGUGCAUUAGGCAAUAAAACACCAGCCUGGGAGUCUUCGUCGUCCAUUUCACAGUCUGCUUUCGGCAAGCCUUCAGAAUCUGGCGCAUCUGGUUUCGCAAAGUUUACUACACCUGCCAAGGAUGAAAACAAGCCAUCUGUAUCUCCAUUCGCAGCCAUUGGCAACAAAGAUCAAAACAAGUCCUCUUCUCCCUUUGCAGCAUUUGCAACUCACAAACCCUCGCCUCUUUCCUUCAGUUUUGGACAGCCAAGUACAGCUGCUGCUACCCCCGAAAAGGCAGCAGAGGAGACGAAGGAGGAGGCUAUGGAUGACGAGCCUGAGGAGACUCCUCAAGAAGAAUCCGCCAAGGAGACCCCUGCUACCAAGGUCGAACCAUCUAAGCCACAGACAACCACAUUUGGACAGCCGUCAGAAAAGCCGCAGUCAUCUAUCUUCGGACAACCAUCUGAAAAGCCGAAGACCUCAUCGCUAUUUGGUACAACGCCAGAUAAGCCCAAAACAUCGGGUCUGUUCGGGCAAUCAACUGAUAGCACCAAGUCAUCUGGAUCAGUCUUUGGUCAACCUGCCAAGCAGACUGGAUUCCAGUUUGGUAAGCCCUCUGGAAAACCUUCCUCUCCACUCAGCAGGGAAUCUUCGCCUGACAAGCCUUCGAAACUGCCUACAUUGGGUGGUUUCAAGCUUGGCUCCACUUUCCAAGGUCAUGGAAGUGCGAAGGACGACUUGCCUGCUUCUAAGCAAGGUGGUGGAUCUCUGUUCGGAUCCAGUUUCAGCAACAUGCUAGGUGAAGCUAGCAAGCAGACUAAACUGCCUACACCUAUCAAGAAAGAGCCUGCUACUGAAGCGCCAAAGUUAAACGACAUCCCAGCCAAAAAGGCCGACGAACUCACUGUCGAGGCCGAGGAAGCUCCACUUCCUCCGGACUUCACAUCUUCCAAACCCAAGCAAACAGUGGAAGAAGAGGUUCCUCCCAUUGCAGGCAGUCCUCCUGUCGACCUUGGCGAUGAAUCUGGCCAGCUACCAGCAAGUGAAGAUGAAGAGGAGGGAGAGGACGAGGAAGAGGAAGAGGAUGGAUCCUGGGUUCAAGACGAUGGUGAAGAUGGUGAAGACGAGGAAGAUGAGGAAGAGGGUGAAUCCGGCGAUGAAGAAGAGUAUGACGAAGAAGAUGAGGACGAGGAAGAUGAAGGCGAAAGUGAGGCUGAAGAGCCUGAGAACACCUUCGACAUUGAGAAGGCAUCGAAGACUCCCUUCGGCUCCCGUCUCAGCUUCCCUUCUCUUUCUCACUCAACGGGCAACGCUGGCAAUCUCUUACAACCAACCUCUCCAGUUCCCUCGACAACGCCUGCUGGCUUACCCAAAGGUCCCUUCUUCGCACCGCCGUCAAAGUCACAAGAUUCGCCACGCUCGCCAUCACCGAUCAGACAAACAUCAAGCACUCCAGCAGGUCUUCCAGCAUCGAGACAACAUUCGCAACCAAUUACCGUGCCUUCGUUGAAGGGACCAUUCAAGAGCUCCAAGUCAUCUUCCACACCAAAACCCGAAUCACCUCAAGUGCCUGAUGCUGGAGAGCUCAGCGAUGAGGAAGAUGUUCGUGUGCGUGAAUUACUUGCUUCCGAGGUUGAGCCAUCUAUGGAUCUUGAGCCAUUCAUCGCUCAUCAAGACUACGUUGGCCGUGUCAACAAGCUUGGUAUCGCAGGUCAGAUCGAGAAGGUCUACCGUGACAUCAACAGCAUGAUUGAUACCCUUGGUUUGAAUGCACGCUCACUCGAGUCGUUCGUCAAAGGCCACGAGACUCAAUACAAGCAAGCUGGUCGUGAACGCAGUGAUCUCGAAGAAGCCGAAGAAUGGUGCCUCGUUGAGGUCAAUGAGCUCGGUGUUGUUCAGAAAGAGAUUGCCAGUGACCUCGAAGCCGGAAAGGUCGAUGGUGUUGCACAAAAACUCGACGAACUUGCUGAGCUGCAAAAGGAUGCCACAAGACUGCGCACAAGAACAGUAGACAUGAGAAAACAGAUUGGCGCCCGUGCGGAUCCUCAGCAACGUGCAACACACCGUGCUUCACCACUCACCAACGACGCUCAGAUGCAGCAGAAUGAGCUCAGAGAAGGUGUAGCCAAGGUGCAGAAGCUGCUUCAAGAUGCUGAAGAAGCUUUGAGUGUUCUCCGUGCUGACUUGGCCGCCGCCCCUUCCCAAGGACCUGCUACUCAACGUGUUCCCACCGUAGAGGCCGUCACCAACACGAUCAUGAAGAUGACUGCCAUGAUCGAGCAGAAGUCGGGCGAUGUCGACGUGCUCGAAGCACAGAUUCGGCGCUUGCCUGGUGGCAUCGCCAAUCUCAACAUUUCCGACAGCAACGAAGACAUGCUCCGUAGCAGCAUUCGCAGCGUCCGUCCUUUGGAACGCUCGACUAGUGGUAAUCUGUUCGGCACACCACCUGCGACACGCGGCAAGAAUGCUGUAGCGAAUGGCGCCACUCCUCUCGGUAUCUCGGGCAUGCUCGGAAGAUUCGGCGGCUCGUUGCGUCGCGAGAAUGGUGAUGCUGAAUUUGGACGUAGCAGUAUCAUGCUGGACGGCACACCUCGCAGGAAGAUGGCAGAUGUGAGCAUCGAGGAGGUCAGAAGAUACCAGGACAGAGCCGCACAGCGCAAGAGAGUGCUUGCCGCUCUGAAGCAAACUGUCGAGAAGAAGGGUACUAGAGUCACUGGUGUUGGAAAGACCUGA
Molecule: messenger RNA, 4476 nt
Organism: Aureobasidium melanogenum CBS 110374
Lineage: Eukaryota; Fungi; Ascomycota; Dothideomycetes; Dothideales; Saccotheciaceae
Exons: 1
Coding region: 1-4476 (1491 amino acids)
Biological process (GO): RNA export from nucleus; protein import into nucleus
Cellular component (GO): nuclear pore
Molecular function (GO): protein binding; structural constituent of nuclear pore
Source: RefSeq, a predicted model, not a curated record